This is a messenger RNA of Brassica napus (rape), 1903 nucleotides long. RefSeq names its product proline-rich extensin-like protein EPR1. The transcript has 2 exons. The record is from RefSeq and is a predicted model, not a curated record. Gene Ontology annotation, cellular component: Golgi-associated vesicle; microtubule; cis-Golgi network. Gene Ontology annotation, biological process: cytoskeleton-dependent intracellular transport; microtubule cytoskeleton organization; regulation of microtubule cytoskeleton organization. NCBI's taxonomy places the organism in Eukaryota, Viridiplantae, Streptophyta, Magnoliopsida, Brassicales, Brassicaceae. The coding region runs from base 704 to 1408 and encodes 234 amino acids. Gene Ontology annotation, molecular function: calmodulin binding; microtubule binding.
UGUUAAGGCAGAUUUGAUGUAUAGUUAAAAUAUCGUCAAUUAAUUUUUAUUCUUUUGUUCUUACAAAUUUAUGUACUUUGAAUUAUAUUAUUUAUUUAUUCUAUUAUUAUUUACUUUCAGAAAUAUUUAUUUUGGUCGACUUAAUAUUAUUUUGUUAAUAUAUUUGGUUAAACAAUAGAUUAAUUAAUAAUUCUAAAAAUUAUGUUUAGUUUUUAGAUAACUUCUUUAAUGAUGUGGAAGCAUGAGACGAGAUCAUGAUAUACUUUUGUUUAAAUAGAAUUGAAUUAAGAGAAUUAAAUUGAAUUAAAAAUAAUUAAACUGAAUUAUAAUAAGUUACAAGGAUAAAAAUUAAAUUAUACAACUCAAACAUAUCUAAUCUCAUAUACUUAAUAAGAAAAUAAUAUCAAAAUAUUUCUUUAAUUUAAAAAUUAAAAUUUAUUUAUUUAGAUAAUUAUGCAACAUAAAUAAAUUUGAACAAACAUUCAAAUAAUUUAUUGAUGUGUAAUUACAUAGCUAUACUGCCAUCAUACCAAAUAUAAUUCAUCCUAUAUAAUAAGAACCAAUCACACCACUAAAAUCAAAUAUACAAACAAACAAGUAAACAAGCAAAAUAUUUACAUAAACUACACGAAACUGAACGUAAGAGCUUGAAUAUAAAAAGUCCAGCAAAGAAAAAACAACACGAAAUUGCUGUAUAAGGAAAAUGAAAACCCCAAGAUCUUCAUACGUUUAUGAAACGUCUCUCGUGAUGGUGUUAACCAUAUUCUUGCUCUUCAUUUUAGGACAAGCAAGUGCAAUGGGUUUUCUCAACAACAUGAUAUGUUUUAAUGGAGUACCGUACGCGUGUCCUGACAAGUGCGAUGUAAAGUGUAAAGAGAAUGGUUUUAAUGGAGGGAUAUGUGUAACUGGAAGUCUCAAAGUUGCGCAAUGUUGUUGCGAUAAAAGGCUUACGCCAUCGAUAUUGUCUUAUCCGGUUAAGCCUCCCCCAUCGAUAUUGUCUUAUCCCGUUAAACCUCCCCCAUCGAUAUUGUCUUAUCCUGUUAAACCUCUCCCAUCGAUAUUGUCUUAUCCUGUUAAGCCUCCCCCAUCGAUAUUGUCUUAUCCCGUUAAACCUCCCCCAUCGAUAUUGUCUUAUCCCGUUAAGCCUCCCCCAUCGAUAUUGUCUUAUCCUGUUAAGCCUCCCCCAUCGAUAUUGUCUUAUCCCGUUAAACCUCCCCCAUCGAUAUUGUCUUAUCCCGUUAAACCUCCCCCAUCGAUAUUGUCUUAUCCCGUAAAGCCUCCCCCAUCGAUAUUGUCUUCUCCCGUUAAACCUCCCCCAUCGAUAUUGUCUUAUCCUGUUAAGCCUCCCCCGUCGAUAUUGUCUUAUCCUGUUAAACCUCCCCCCAUCAUGAUUAAUAUUGAAUCAUAAAUGUCUGAGAAAAUAAUAAAAAAAUUAUUAUAAUAAUACGUAUGAUUGAAUAUUGGUUUUUUUUUUGCAGAAAUGACUCAAAACUCAAAGUCAAACACAAAUCUAAUCCGUGACUUUUUUAGAAUUUUUAUUUGCCCUAUUCACUCCAAAAGUUCGAAUUAUUCAUGAAAAUUCCACUAUUUUUUUUCUUUCAAAAACGAGCAUUUUACUCUACCAUUCUCAUGUUCCUCAAGUAUUUACAAUAUUGAUACUGCCAUUAAUACAUCAACAACCAUGAACAACCAAUUUAAAGCUCUUAAGACACCUAAAAAUCGAUUUUCACUCUUCUUAUCUCAUCUCUUAUGCACUAAAACCAUCACUUUCACUUUCUCUCUUUAUUCAUCAAAAAAAAAAACCAAGAUUUUGAUUCUAAACUUUUUAAAGGUUCAUAGAGCCAUUCAAGCUCAAGAUUCUUGGUCAUCAACAAGUGGGUCACUUUCGGGGGACCACCAUGGC